AUGUCAACUAGAUCGCAGCUUACGAAAGAUUUAAACGGUUUGUCUCUUAUUGAAUGUUUACGUUCGUAUCGUAGAACUGUCAUAUGUUAAAAAAAAAGAACACGUCUUUCGUUAAAUUAAGUUAUUCUCUAAGGAUCUUUCUAAGAAUUUUCUUAGUAUCUAUUUUAUUUCAUAAGUAUGCAAAAUGGAUUGCAAUAGAAUUUUAAAUCUUAUUAAUUUUGCAUAUUUUGCAAGUUGGUCUUAACUUAAAAGUGUAACUUUUCAUAAAUUAUUCAUUAUUUGUAGAAUCGGUGAAAGCGUUACUGGGUAAGCAUGUAAAGAUAUUAUUAAAAAAUGUUGUAAAAUUGGAAACAAAACAAGAUAAACAGGAAAAUCGUGUUUUGGUAAGUGAUAUUUCUAGUAUUAACACAUUGCGGUACAAAGUAAAUUUGAAAUUGUUCGGUGUAAUAGUCCAAUGAAAAAUUAAAUUUUUAUUGUCUUCAUUUAAGGUUUUUUCACCAUGCCGUUUGUUUCUUUUAACGGCCAAAGUACCCACAAGAGUAAGACGAUAGAUAAUUUUGUUCUUAUGAAUAAGCUAUGUGAUUCUGUUAACAGUAAUAUUUUAAUUAUUUUCUUACAGAUCGACUGCCAUUUUCAUUAUUUAGAAAUAACAUCUAUAGAAUCCAAAAGAGCGAAUCAAUUAUCUUUAAGUGUUGGGGAAAGAUAUUACAAUUUUACUACCACAGGAGCAGGUGCAGAUACUACGGAAGUAGAUGCAAUGAUUGAGGCCUUACAUACUGCAAUUCGAAAUAUCUUUCCCACUGUACCAUUAAACUAUAUUAUAAGAAAAAUAGAAGUAAUACCAGGUAGUAGACUGCAAAGUAUAAGAGGUAGUGAAUUAGCUAGAAGUACAGAAGCAACAAGACAUACUGGACCUUGUGGGGGGUUUUCAACCCAAUAUGCAUGUAUGUGUGAUUUACACGGUGUACCAUAUAGAGAAGAAGUAGCUUGGGAUGUUGAUACAAUAUACCUUUCUCAUGAUACAAGAGAGUUAAAUUUAAGAGAUUUUGAUCAUUUAGAUCAAAAAGAUUUGGUGCCAAUCAUUUCCGCCCUGGAAUAUAAUACUUGGUUUACAAAAUUGAGGGCAUCUCAUCUUAAACUAAGUCAUGAACCUUUGGAAAGAUUGUUACAUGUUAUGCGAGGUGCACAUUUAAGUGGACCUAUCGGAAAAUUACCUAAGGGUUUACAAAAAUUAAAUUUGGCACAUUGUGGAUUAACUGGAAAAGGAAUAAGUCAAAUUGCACAUGCAUUAAGUUUAAAUAGAAGCAUGCCAACUAGUUUGCAAUAUUUAAAUCUUUCAGAAAACUGUUUAAAAGAUGAUAUCAAUCUCUUUGGUGCUCUACUACGGGGUUGUGCAACUAAUCUAGUCCAUUUAAAUGUUGCUCGCAACUCUUUUUCAAGUAAAAAGACCAAAGAAAUACCUCCCAGUUUUAAACAAUUCUUUACAGCUACACUUUCAUUAAAGUACUUAAAUAUAUCUUGUUGUAAAUUGCCGCUAGAAGCAUUGAAACACUUGUUACUUGGUUUGGCAUGUAAUGAAAGUACAGUUGGUCUAGAACUUGAUAUGAGUGGAAACAAUUUGGGCUCUAUGGGUGCUCAUGUACUGGAAUCAUGCAUUCAUGGUGUACGUUGUAUAGCAUCAUUGGAUAUAUCAGAUAGCAAUAUGGAUGUUGAUUUAGCACAAGUGAUAACUGCUGUAGGGAAAAACAAAUCGAUCAAACAAUUAUAUAUGGGUCGGAACACUGUUAGUAUGAAAAGCAAACAUAUUGCUGUGGUAAUGGAUGCCCUUGUGCAAAUGCUUCAAGAAGAUGAUUGCGUUUUGCAAGCAUUACAUUUACCAGAUUCUCGAUUGAAAUCUGAUCUUUAUAAUCUUAUCAAUGCCCUUGGUAGUAAUACUUGUCUUCAUACUUUAGAUAUUAGUGGUAAUCAAAUUGGAGAUCCUGGUGCCAGAUUAUUAGCAAAGGCAUUACAAAUUAAUAAUCAUUUACGGACCAUUAUUUAUGAUAAAAAUAAUAUCACUCUUCAAGGUUAUGCUGAUAUUGUUCAUGCUUUAGAAAAGAAUUGUAGUGUAAGACACAUGCCAUUUCCAAUUUAUGAUUUACAACCAUGUAUGAAAACUUCAGCUGAAAAAACUGAACAAUUAGCUAAAAAAAUUCAAGAUUUGUUACAAAGAAAUGUUACACCAUGUAAAUAUAGUCAUGGACAAGCAUUUAGAUUACAACAGGGAUUUUUGCUAAGCUCUACACAACAAAUGGUCGAUAGAUUGGUUGUACAAACUCAAGACACUAUUAAAGCUAUUGCUGCAGAAAGCUGUGAUGCUAAUAAUGACAUUAAUUAUGCAACUGGACUUAUACAGGAUGCAGAUAAUUCAAAACAGCUCUUACCGAGAUUACAUGAAGUUCUUCAACGACGAGACGAAAAUAAUCCAAUAGAAUUGAAAUUACACGAAAUGGCAAACGAGCUGCAUAAAGUUGUAACUAUACAUUUACAGGAUUCCUUAGAUGCUAUGAUAAAGUGUGCAAAUGAACAAUGUCCCACAAUACUUUCACAAACGGUAAUUAGAGGUGAUGAAAGUGAAUCAGUUGCAGUGGAAGAUGAUCUACGAAAUAGUUGCAAGGAAAAGAAUCAGAUUAGUAAUGAAUUCAUACAUACUACUAUCACAGAACAAGCUGGAGCAGAUAUAGUAAAUAGAGUCAAAUUGGUGAUUGUGAUAGUAGAACAAGAAGCAGUACACCUGAUGUAUUACGGCCUAGUGCUGGUUCAAUGAGUAGUGGAAGUGUUAUAGGAGUUACAAGCACUGUAGGUGUGUCUACAGCAUUACCAAUUGGUAGAACAAGUAUUACUUCAGAAGAAGACUGUCCGCCAGAAACUUAUUCACUUGUGAAUUCUAUUGGUCAAUGUUCCAGUGAUCAAUCUCCAAUGGCUACGCCACAUUUAUCAAAUAAACGAAAAAGUUUACAUGGAAGGAAAUUACGACCGAAAUCUGUAGUUGAUUCUGUAGAAGGACUUUCGGCCGAUGACAUUCCAGAUUUAUUACCAUCCUUACCAAAAAGUCAAGCAGAAACUAUUUCAGAAACAGAACAUUCUUUAACAGAAUCAUUAGAUUCUGUUUCUGAAUUACCUAAUACUGUAGGACAACAAUUGCAACAUUUAGUAAAAUCUAGACCACGUAGAACAAAGACUAGAGCACCUACAAGACCAAUCUCCUUGCAUACUUUUCCAACUGAUGGUAGUCCAAAUUUAUCUCUUACAAGUCACAAAAGUAUUCCACCUGAGACGGAUAAAAAACCUGGUUGUAGUUCACCAAUGUUAAAAACACUUCUUGAGCCUGCACCGCGAUCACGCUCCAGUGAUAAUUUAGAAAAAUUUUCCCCUCUUGUUGGCAGAAGGUCUCAAGGUGAUUCACCGUUAACUGCAUCUCCAUUAACUCGACGAAAUACAACAGACAAUGCACAAAAUCAUGAGAGAAGUGUUACAAAAUCUGAUAAUAGUAAAGAUACAAGUAACAACGUAUGCAAUAAUUGUAUCAGUAAUACUGCUGAUACAUCGAAACGUAGUACACUACCUAUUAUUAGUUCUGGUACAAGUACACGCAGUUUGCGAGAUUCGGAUGAAAAUAAUAAAAUUUUACACCAGCAAACUGUUACAAAUUCUUCAGAUAAAGAUAUAGUGACUGUUUCUAAAGAUUACGAAAACAAAAAAAGUUUAACUAAAAAAUCUGCGGUAGAUACAGAUAAGACUACAAAUCAAUCUUUGCCUUCUCUUAAAUUAAGAUCGACAGGUUUUGAUCUUCGUAGUCCAACAAACGGUAGCAGUACAAAAACUAAUUCGGAAGCAUCGAAAUCUCCAGUAUUAAGGUCUUUAACCAAAGGAAAUAGUUCAAUUACAGAUGGUAAAAAUAAUGGUGCUCUUUCCAAAACUAAACCUGUUCCUCCUGUAACAGCUCCGAAACCGAGACCUUGGAGCAUGGCUACUGAUAGAAAAUCUGGAGAAUUUAAUUUAUUAAGCGAUGGUUCUAGCCCAAAUACUUCAGCUGGAAAUACACCUGAUUCUGGAGAUGCACUUGAUGAAUCAACAGAUAGUGGUGUAAGUGGUCCUGCUUCCUUACCGCCAACGUUAUCAGCAAGUAGUACUGCUAGUUCCUUAAGCAACGCAAGCGUAGAAAAAAGAUCAGUCAGGGAACUGGCAGCUAGUUUAAACAAAAGUAAAACGGAAAGGAAAGAGAAUGGUAACGGAAGUGCCGAAAACGGUUGAAGAAAAUCGUAUAAGUUUUAAACUCCGACGUACUUCAUUUUUACGUGAUUCAAAUUUCAAUUACAAUAACGACGUAGUUGAUGUUUGA
Molecule: messenger RNA, 4381 nt
Organism: Heterotrigona itama
Lineage: Eukaryota; Metazoa; Arthropoda; Insecta; Hymenoptera; Apidae
Source: the annotation of a GenBank genome assembly